Molecule: messenger RNA, 2524 nt
Organism: Oryzias melastigma (Indian medaka)
Lineage: Eukaryota; Metazoa; Chordata; Actinopteri; Beloniformes; Adrianichthyidae
Product: pleckstrin homology domain-containing family A member 1
Exons: 13
Coding region: 311-1519 (402 amino acids)
Cellular component (GO): membrane; cytoplasm
Molecular function (GO): PDZ domain binding
Source: RefSeq, a predicted model, not a curated record
ACUCUUGAAACAGGUUGCAUACAACUUACAAUUGUGGGACGCUUUUACUUUUGCUUCGGAGUGGCCAUCUUCACCAGACACGAUCUACGGCAGCACAGAUCGGUAGAGCAGCAUUGUCCUGAAUCAGGGGGAGAUGGGCUGAGGCGCAGAGGACAGCCCCAACAACACGAUACAACAGGCGCCGACUGAGGUAGCUACUGAUGGGACAACUCGGUUAACUAAAGCUGGACUUCUUCCUGGUCUCGCUUGCCCCCUGCUUCUCCUCCUCCGCUCCCGGCCUCAGCAGGCCGGGGAAUGUCCCGGUGGCGAGAUGCCUUACGUGGACCGACAGAACCGCAUCUGUGGCUUUCUGGACAUCGAGGAGAAUGAGGGCAGCGGCAAGUUCCUGCGGCGGUAUUUCAUACUGGACACCCAGCAGGGGAGCCUGGUGUGGUUCAUGGACAACCCACAGAACUUGCCUGUCGGUACAGACUGUGUUGGCUCCCUAAAGCUCACUUACAUCUCUAAGGUCAGCGAUGCCACCAAGCUCAGGCCUAAAGCAGAGUUCUGUUUUGUCAUCAAUGCUGGGAUGAGGAAGUUCUUCCUGCAGGCCAAUGAUCAACAGGACCUCGUGGACUGGGUCAGCGCUCUUAAUAAAGCCACCAAGAUCACCGUGCCAAAGUUGAUUGACGGCCAGCAGAACUCUGAAAACCUGAAGGGUUUACCAGAUGUAGCAGUGCCCAAGAAGCAGGUGUCCUACAAGACUGAAAUCAUUGGAGGAGUGCCUAUUGUUACCCAGACACAGCAUGACGGCGGCGACUGCGCAGACAGAGCAGAGCGAGAGGCCAUUCAUCGCUCCCACAGCCAGCUGCCGUAUUUCCUGAGUAAGCCGGCUCAGGAUCACACCGUCAUCAAGUCGGGUUACUGCGUCAAACAGGGAGCAGUGAUGCGGAACUGGAAGCGACGAUAUUUCCUCCUGGAAGAAAAUUCCAUGAGUUACUUCAAGUCAGACUCGGAAAAAGAGCCUCUCAGAAUUAUUCCACUGAAGGAAGUUCACAAAGUGCAGGAGUGCAAACAGAGUGACAUCAUGAUGAGAGAUAAUCUGUUUGAAGUCGUCACCACAUCAAGGACGUUUUACAUCCAGGCUGACAGUCCGGAGGAGAUGCACAGCUGGAUAAAGGCGGUCUCAGCUGCCAUCGUAGCCCAGCGGGGGCCUGGGAGGUCAGCUGCCACAAUGCGGCAGGCCAGACGGCUGUCGAACCCUUGUAUACAGAGGUAUACGUCCCGAAUCGGGGAGUGCAGCAGCACGAACAUGGCAACCGCACCAGUUUCUACCGCAGCCCCACGGCUCCCCGCGUCCCUCCCUCGCCCUCAUCUGCAGUGCCACAGUGCUUCCCCGAGUGGGGGGCCGCUGUCCCGUGCGGCGCACGGACGCAGCCUGGCGUGGGACAGCGAGCACUUCAUGAGCUUGCUGCCGCGCCCCAACCACAGCAGCACCACAGCGCGCCUGUCCCUGCAGGAGACGCCCCCGGCAAAGUGACCGCCCCGCCCCCCGUGAUCUCCAUCCCCGUCCCAGAGGAGUCGCCGUGGCGACGGCGGAGCAGCUUCGAGCCCGACGUACUGGAAAUUCCUCUGGACCUGGAGGAUGCAGACCUGCCAGUUAGCGAGGUCUGACCGAUCGGCGUGCAGCUCCGGUCUGACGGCGUCGGGGAGUUAGACCGCCGCGCCGUUGGGUCACCGCUAAACUGAGCUUCAAGUGCCAAAGACGAUCCAGUCUCCACCUCCCACCACCUGCCCCCACACCGCCACUACAGCACAGCUAUUUACCAGAAUUCUGACGAAAACUUAAGGAUGAGCCUCUAUUCUGACCCGAACAGGCUCAAAGAUUUCUGUUCAACAAGGGAGAUCUUUCUUCUUUUUUACUGAUCUGUUUUGUCUUUCAGUUCUAAACUUUAAGGUUCGUUUAUUCACUCGUUAAUAACACUGGAUGAAACACUACAAGACAAAUGUACAAACUGAACCAUUUUCUACACAUUUUAACACGACCUCAUCCUCUCUGUGCUUUAUGGAGUUAAAUCCGUGUGUUUCCCAACAUUUAAGUGUAUCAGUUUGGAUUCAAGGAAAGUAUUUUAGGUCUUCAUAAACAGGUUCUGACAGUUUAAAGAUCUGCAUGCUAAUAUUUUAUUGCCUCUUCAGGUUUUUUUUUUGUUUUUUAUUUUUUAGCUACAGUCGUUUCUUGUGAGAUGGAUUUAUUUUUUAUAUGCUUUUACUCUUCCCCAAAUCUUUUUUUUCCCCUCCUCACUUCUUGGUGCCGGUUCUGUUUAAAACAGCUGCCUCAUGAUGAAGGGAGAAAAAAAAAAAAAAAAACAUCCAACAAACGUCCCACUCUCCUGUUGCUAAAGAUGCACAACCGUCUGUUUUUAAAGCGCCUGUCUUACUUCAGUUUGCUAAAGCCGUUUUACUUCUUUUCCGUCUGAUGUAACUAGUUUGAUUUGUCUGUAUUUAUUAUGUGGAUGACUUGAAAGAAAUAAACACUGAAAAUGUG